Zophobas morio is the source of this 925-nucleotide messenger RNA. RefSeq names its product arginine and glutamate-rich protein 1-A-like. The coding region runs from base 125 to 925 and encodes 266 amino acids. NCBI's taxonomy places the organism in Eukaryota, Metazoa, Arthropoda, Insecta, Coleoptera, Tenebrionidae. The record is from RefSeq and is a predicted model, not a curated record. The transcript is spliced from 6 exons.
UAAUUAUUUGCUCUCCGGCCUAGGACUGCCUAACUGUCUUAUUUACCUAAAGCACUUCUAUUUUGAAAAAGUGUUUUAUCAAAUUUGUUUUAGAGGGAUUUCAACCUUACUGUAUAGGGCUUAAAUGGAGUCUGAACGUCAGAAUAGCCCUAACAACACAACCAACUUUAUAACCAGAAACCGUUCCUCUAGUCCUAUAAACGGUAAAAGCGAAGGCAGAAGUUUAAGCAAAAGCCGUGAAAGUGCACAAAGGAAACUUUACCCUAGUAGGGAAAAUAACUCAGAUAAAUUAAAAAAAAAGGAGAAGAACAAAGAAAGGGAUAAAAACAGACAUAAACGUCGUAGUCAUAAAUCUAGAUCUAGAUCUAGAAGUAGAAGUCCAAUUAGGAAAAGGCAUAGAAGUCCAACUUUUGAAGUUGAUGAGUUUGGAAGAGUUAGAAAAGACAAACACAAAAGUGAACUUGAAAAACUUGUUGAAUUUCGAGUUAAGGAGGAGGUUCGUAAAAUACAAGAGGAGCUGGAAAAAGAUAUGACCAGGCGUCUUAGCUCUGAGAAAAAUAGGAUCGAGGAAUGGUAUAAAGAAAAGCUUGAAGAAGAAAGAGUAAAGCUCAAGUUAGAGCUAGAAUCUAAACUUGAAGCAGAAGUAAAAAGACGCGUAGAAGUAGAACAGAAAAGGCUCCAAGCAGAGCAGAAAAGCGUUGAAGAGAUAAUUGAAGAAAAUAAUCGUAAGCUUCUUGAAGAACAAAGGAAGAAGGAUGAGGAACAACUUUUAAUUAUUCAGAAGAAGCAAGAAGAACGAAAGAAGAUAAUAGAGGAGGAACGAAGAAAGAUUGAGGAGUUUAAAGCACAACAAGCCGAAAUUUUAAACAUAGGAAAAGCACGAAGCAAGCUUUCUUUCGGACUAAAAAUGAAACAUAUUUUGUAA